AUGACUUCAGAUUUCAAUCUCAACGACGCUUGGUUUCCAGAUGAUGAAGAUGAAGAAAUGGGUGGAUAUUCCGGCUUUAACUUGAACGAUGCUCCGAUUCCAGAAUCAGAGAUGGAAGAAGACUCUGGAAGUGAUGGCAAUCAUCACAUAAUCAAUUCUGAUGAUAGUUCUGAUGAUGAUAUGGAAGAAGUUGGGGACAUACUUCAAGGCAACACCGUUUAUUUUGAUUUGAACCAUCCACCACUAGAGACUCCACUCCAUCAAACAGGAAAUCAGCAACAAGCAACACAGAAUCAUCCUAAGCGCCGCAGGCUCAGCAGUCAAAACAAGCUUCACAUUCUCAUAUGGCUCCUAGAUAGGGCAACAAGGGGCAAAAAAGAAUACGGGUCAAUAACAGCAGCAUCAACUCACUUUGGGGUCACGGCAAGGACCCUAUCUAGGAUAUGGAACACAGCAAGGAGGCAGAAACAAGAAAUGCGAAGGUAUAAUCUUGCAACUCUACAUCACAAUGCUGGCAGGAAGAGAAUUCAAUUAGACAUUGAUGAGUUAACCAAACUUGCAAUGGGAGACAGAAUAUGUAUAAGGGACUUAGUUCCAAAGCUUGGCAUAACGAGGGGUACAAUUCAUCGAAUGAUUAAAAGGGGAGAUAUCAAGCCACAUACAAAUCCAUUAUAUCCUGGAUUGGGGGAUCCAAACAAGAUAGCAAGGAUGUCAUACAUUUUGGGUAUGCUGGUGGGGGACACACCGGAAACAAAGACACGGUACAAACCAAUGUAUGACUAUGUUCAUCUAGAUGAGAAAUGGUUUUAUUUGACAAAGAAAUCACAGAGAUGCUAUCUUGCAAGGAAUGAAAAAGGCAAACACAGAGCUGCAGCAUCAAGCAAAUGGAUACCAAAAGUAAUGUUCACAGCAGUUGUUGCAAGACCAAGAUUCAACACACAAAAGGAGUGCACUUUUGAUGGAAAAAUAGGCAUAUUCCCAUUAACAUAUAGUGAACCAACAAAGAGAAGUUCAAAAUACAGAGAGAAGGGGACAUUAGUGACCAAAGUCAUUGAAUCAGUAAAUCAAAAGCAAGACAAUGCAAAGGCACAUGUGACUCAAGAUGAUGCUAUAUGGCAACAAGUGUACCAACAAGGUGAUUUCACAUUCAUACUAGUGCAACAACCACCUAAUAGUCCUGACAUGAACAUAUUGGACCUCGGUUUUUUUAGGAGAAUUCAAUCAUUAAUGCACAAAAAAAUGCCAAAAGACGUAGAUGCAAUGAUGCAAGCAGUUCAUGAUGCCUUUUAUGAGUUGGAGCCUAAAACACUGAGUAAUGUUUGA
This is a messenger RNA of Spinacia oleracea (spinach), 1323 nucleotides long. RefSeq lists its product as uncharacterized. Lineage: Eukaryota; Viridiplantae; Streptophyta; Magnoliopsida; Caryophyllales; Amaranthaceae. The record is from RefSeq and is a predicted model, not a curated record. Gene Ontology annotation, molecular function: nucleic acid binding. The coding region runs from base 1 to 1323 and encodes 440 amino acids. The transcript has 2 exons.